Messenger RNA from Vanrija pseudolonga, 3567 nucleotides. RefSeq names its product PR5-like receptor kinase (gene PR5K). Bases 1 to 3567 code for a protein of 1188 amino acids. Lineage: Eukaryota; Fungi; Basidiomycota; Tremellomycetes; Trichosporonales; Trichosporonaceae. The transcript has 3 exons. The record is from RefSeq and is a predicted model, not a curated record.
AUGCUAGUCGUGGCAGCAGAGUUUCUAGCCCUCGCCGCGCUGGCGCAGGCCGCCGCCUCUGAGCCGGCCGGCCGAACGAUCAACAUUGUCAACGAGUGCCCGUAUCCCGUGUACCCGGCGCUCAGCGAGAGCCCAGCCGCCAACGGCUUCGAGCUCGCCGCGGGCGCCACGCAGAGCGUGUCUGCGCCGGCGCAGUGGGCUGGCCGUAUCUGGGCGAGGACGCACUGCGCCGACGGCAGCGACGGCUUCAAGUGCGCCACGGGCGACUGUGGCACCGGCAAGGUGACUUGCGACAACGCCCAGACUCCCUCCGGCACCUCGUUCGCCCAGUUCCAGCUCGACCACAAGGACCAGGGCGAGGACCGCUACUUCGUCUCGCACGAGAACGGCAAGUCGGACAGCAUACCGCCUCGACCAACCACUAACGUUCCCAGGCUUCAAUGUCCCCAUCUUCAUCCACGCCGAGGGCUGCCCUACUACAGGAUGCGACCAGAGCGCCAACGCCCUCUGCCCCAAGGAGGCGCGCGAGGCGUCAAGAAGAGCGCCAAGGACGCCGGCUUCAAGGCCGAGCGCUGCGCCACGACCACCGCGUACACCGUCACGUUCUGCCCCAGCCACUCCAACUUCAACGGCACGACCUCGGACAAGGUCACCAAGUUUGAGGACGCCCAGGCCUCGUGCACCGGCAACGUCCUCGGCAGCCCCGAGCAGGUGACCUUCGCGGCGAACAGCUACGACGCGCUCAAGCGUAACCUCAAGCGCCGCUUCUCGUGGAGCGCGCUGAUGGCGCGCCAGGACCCGGCCAAGGACCCCGCCGCUGACCCCGGAGCCAACUCGGGCAGCGGCGGCGGUGGCGCCGCGGCCGCUGCUCCCUCCGAGUCGCCCGCUGCCGAGUCGACCUCUCCCGCCGCCGAGUCCGCUUCCCCCGUCGCUGCCUCCGCUGCGCCCUCUGCGGCCGAGACGACAGCUACCGCGGCUGGCGCCGGCGCGAACGGUGCCGACGGCCAGAAGGGUGCUGACGGCGCGAACGGAGGCGGCAGCGGCGGCGAGGGAGGCAAGGGCGGCGCCGGUGGCGGCGGCAGUGCCGACCCCGCGGCUGACCCCGGCUCCAACUCUGGCGGCGGAGGCAGCGGUGCCAACGCCGGCGGUGGCGGCAGCGGUGCUGCCCCUCCUCCCGCCGAGUCCCCGUCGCAGGCCCCUGCCGAGCCGACCCAGGCGCCCGAGGGAGCCGACAACGGCGCUGCACCCCCCGCCGCUGAGAGCUCGAGCAAGAAGCGCAAGCCCGUCAAGACCAAGACCAAGACCGUGACCAAGUUCAAGACCAAGACCAAGACCAAGUCCAAGACCAAGACAGUGUACAAGACCAAGACGGUGUACCGCCCGCGCCCGAAGCACACGCACACGAGCGAGGACGGCAAGGAGACGAGCUUCGCUGUCGGCGGCGCGCCCGAGGCGACGCAGGCGCCUGCCCCCAGCGAGGGCACCAACUCUGGCGGCGGCGGCAGCGGCGCCAACGCCGGUGGUGGCGGCAGCGCUGACCCCGCGGCUGACCCCGGCAGCAACUCUGGCGGUGGUGGCAGUGGUGCCGACGCUGGCACCGACGCUGGCUCUGGCUCUGACUCCGGCGCCGGUGCCGAGCCGAGCCCCUCGGCGAGCGCUGCCCCCGACGCCGCGGCCCCCUCGCCCGACGCCGCUGCCCCCUCGCCCGACGCUGCGGCCCCCUCGCCCUCGGCGGCCCAGGACGGCCAGGACGGCAGCGCGGGCCAGGACGGCGCCGACGGCGCGAACGGCGCGGCCGGCGCUGACUCGGCGCCGCCGCCCAAGGUCUCCGACCCGGCCAAGGACCCCGCCGCUGACCCUGGAGGCGCGCCUGCGCGCCGCGACGGCCAGAAGGGCGCCGACGGGAAGAAGGGCGCGGACGGCGCGUCGGGCGGCUCGGCUGCCCCUGCUGCCGCCCCUGCGGCCGCUGACCCCGCUGCUGAUCCCGGCGCCGGUGGCGGUGCCACUGCCGCGACGCAGGCGCCGCCGAGCAGCCUCGAGUCCCCGCCUGUGCGCACGACCUCUGCGCCGGCCCCGAACGGUUCGGACGGCGUCAACACGCCUGUUCCGGGCAAGGACGGCGCCAAGGGUGCUGACGGCGCCAAGGGCGCUGACGGUGCUCCCGGCAAGGACGGCGCGGCCGGCGGUGCUGGCGGUGCUGGUGGUGCUGGCGGCGCCGGUGGUGGCAGCAAGGGCCCCGACGGCAACACUAGCCACCCCGAGGACGGAUACGACGACUCCGACGACGGCGCCGACCAGCCGUGCCAGGACGAGGAUGAGGCGGCCCACCCGGCGCCGACUGCUACCCCCGCCGCGGCACCGGCGCCGUCUAAGGGCGCUGAUGGCGCGAAGGGCGCCGACGGUGCGCCGGGCAAGAACGGCGCCGACGCCGCGCCCGCCGCCGCUCCGGCCCCGACGCAGUCCUCCGCGCCCGCGCGCGACCCCGCCGCCGACCCCGGAACUGGCGGCGGCAGCGGCAGCGCUGGCGCGAAGGGCGCCGACGGCCAGCCUGGCAAGCCUGGGUCUGGCACCAACGGUGGUGCCGGCGGCGCUGGGGGCAAGGGUGGCGGCUCGCGUCGCUCGUUCAAUUGGGGCGCGCGUGCGUGGCUUGCGCGCCAGGCGCCGAACCCCGCCGACGACCCGUCCGGCGGCGCGGUAGACACGAGCCAGGGACAGGACGGCGCGAAGGGCGCCGACGGGCCGGACGGCACGCCGAUCCCGCCGCCUGUUGCGUCUGAGCCGAGCGCGUCGAGCGCCGUCGGCGAGCCUGUCGCGACGCAGGCGCCGCCGCCGAGCUCGCUCGAGUCGCCGCCUGCGACGACUACGCUGCCUGCCACGACUACGACGGUCGCGGCGCAGGCGCCGAACGGGUCCGACGGCGCCGACGGCGCCCCGGGCCAGGACGGCGGUAACGGUACCCCCGGCCAGGACGGCGCUGCCGGCCAGGGCGGCGGUAAUGGCGGUAACGGCGGUAACGGCGGCGACGGAGUCGCGGCGUCGUCGACGACGACGACGCAGCCCGCAGUCACCCAGAUCCCCUCGAUCACCAGGCCCCCCGUGAGCACGUGCACCACCACCGCCUCGGCCGAGGACGACCACCACCACGUAACCGUCACCGUGACGAUCACAGUGCACGACUCGAAGCCGACGACCAAGGGCCGCAAGGCGCAGAAGGGCGCCAAGGGCAAGGACGGCAAGAAGGGUGCCGACGGCAAGGGCGGCGCGGCGGCGCCGACAGCGUCCGCUGCGCCGACGACCCAGGCCCCUACCCCUGCCGCUGACGCGCCCCAGAACGGCGCGGACGGAGCCAAGGGCGCGGACGGCGCGGACGGCGCCAACGGUGCCGAUGGCGAGAACCCCCCGCCGGCCACCAAGCCCGCCACGACGCAGGCCGCGAACGACCCCGCUGCUGACCCCGGCUCGUCGGGCGGCAGUGGCCAGAAGGGCGCCGACGGCCAUCCGGGCCAGCCGGGCUCGGGAACUGGCGGCGGCGCGGGUGGCGCUGGUGGCAAGGGCGGCGGCCAGUAA